AUGGGCAGUGGCUCCGGGAAGCCCUAUAGGUUUCUGUACACCAGCCCCACCGAGCUCCCAGCGGGGCAGGAGGGGGCUGAAGCCUCUGGCCCUCCUGACUCCCUCCCCAGGACCUCCAGGCCGCCAACUCCAAGACUUAGCCUAGCAUCCAAGCUGGCCUAUUCCCUUCCCAUCAACUCGCAGGAACACUCGUCCACCUCCUCCCAGAAUCCAGACAAAGACGAGCCCAGACAGCCGGCCCUCUCGGUGGCCCCUCAGAGUUCCCGGCUGCUCCACAGCCUGGGGAAGCAACACUGA
Rangifer tarandus platyrhynchus (Svalbard reindeer) is the source of this 297-nucleotide messenger RNA. The record is from the annotation of a GenBank genome assembly. NCBI's taxonomy places the organism in Eukaryota, Metazoa, Chordata, Mammalia, Artiodactyla, Cervidae.